Actinia tenebrosa (Australian red waratah sea anemone) is the source of this 799-nucleotide messenger RNA. RefSeq lists its product as uncharacterized. NCBI's taxonomy places the organism in Eukaryota, Metazoa, Cnidaria, Anthozoa, Actiniaria, Actiniidae. The record is from RefSeq and is a predicted model, not a curated record.
GUUUAGCGGGGAAAGAAGAACUUAGCAACUGGUAAGAUAUACAUGUAUCGUAACCGAAUUCCGUGUCUUCGUUAUUUCUGUAAAGAUCACGAUUGCACUAGGUGUGAUGAUCGAUAAUUUUUGCUGUGAAAUUUGUAGGUGCUCUUGUGGAAAAUGCUCUACAGCCUUCCUACAGAAUGCGAACGAGUUCUACUGUUGUAAAGACAUGGAAAAAUGCAGCGGUGCUCUUUCCGACGAGUGGGUGCUCGAGGAAAUGCAGACGCCACCGAACUGCAUAACACUUCAUCCAGCAUUUCAAACUGUUUGUUUGGAUAGAUGGUCACUCAGGCUAUCCGCCGGAAAAUACAGAACAAUAGAUGGGAGAAGUUAUCGACAAACCGGUUCGGAAGAAAAGUUCAUGAGAAGUGUUGCUUACAGAGAAUUUAUACAUCUGGUUUAUGAUCGUGUUGGAAAGAACAAAAUACCACUUCCUACAUGUGCCUAUCAUGCAAUAAGAAGCAAGUUUCAACCUAAAGACAGCGAUGAAUGUUUUGUUGAGUUUGAAGAUGAGGUUGAGGAAAUGGAUGAUUAAAUUAGAAAAUUUCUACAACAUAAAAAUAUAAAUAUCAUGUAAUGGUAUUUCUUCUGUUUUUUGGACAGUCGAGAACAAAUUUGUGGUUCUUCAUCGGGUUUUUGCAUAGUCGGCAACGUCUGGGUUGCUUCUCUGCUGGUACAGGUCUGUUGACUGGGACAGCCUCACCCACUGAAACAUAAAAAAGUCAAACUUMUUUAGAGCAAAUAAAAAAUAUCUUCAGUAAUA